Molecule: messenger RNA, 469 nt
Organism: Owenia fusiformis
Lineage: Eukaryota; Metazoa; Annelida; Polychaeta; Sabellida; Oweniidae
Source: the annotation of a GenBank genome assembly
CUGACCCACUCAAUUUGAAAGCAAUGGAUGAUGCUAAAACCUUACUAUACUUUAACGAGCAAGCCAGAAAAUUAUCUCAAGAAUCUCCCAAAUUUGUGGACCAAUCCAGCGGAUACAAACCUCAUGCUGCGGAUGCACUUUGUCGGGAAUCUGGGUUAAUCCAAAAAGACCCCAAUAUGUCAUAUAUGGAAGCCAAAAUGACGAGGUCUCAUUUGCAUCCAGGAACAAGCAAAGGGGUUCAGAAUAUGGAAGUUGAUUGUUAUCCAUCUGCAGCUUCAAAUCAAAGAAUUCACAUGUGGAAGAACAUUCCUCAGAAUAAACCUACUGGCUCUGUGAUUACACAGUACAGGGUGGACCCUCAUACACAGUACAGGGUGGACUCUCAGAAGUUCUCUAAUAGGCGCUCUCUAGAUGACAUGUACAUGCAUGAUCAUAACAACUCAUCGGCAUACUUGGCAGAUAUAUCAAA